AUGGGUGACUUUCUUCAAAGAAUUGCUGCGUUAAAUCGUGUGCGAGCUGUUUAUCAACCCAGGAUAGACCAAAGAGUGGUGGUGAGGCAACCGCGUGGACAGUACCGGGACGAUAUUCAUGAACUAAAUGACGAAAAUUUCCGAAAACGGUACCGGUUCACUAAAGCAGGAUUCAAUUAUGUGCUGAACAUCAUCGCCGAUGAAAUCCCCCCUGCUCAGAAUAAUCGAGGACACCCGAUUCCGCCGGUUAUUCAGCUACAAGUGGCCCUACGUUUCUACGCCACGGGAACAUUUCAGAUCGUUUGUGGUGACCUUAACAAUGUUUUGCAACCAGCAGCGAGUCGGAUAGUUGCCAAAGUAUCCCUAGCCAUUGCUAGAAAAGCGAGGAAUUACAUCCGAAUCCCGAAUGACAAUGAUGCCAUAAUGAUGCAUCACAAGUUCUUCGAAAAAAACAGCUUUCCACGUGUCUUGGGGUGCAUUGAUGGAACACAUGUACCCAUCCAGGCUCCAAGUGUGGCGAACAGAGAAAUCUACAGAUGCCGUAAAGGUUUCAUGUCUCUGAACGUGCAGGGAAUAGCCGAUGCAGACAUGAAGUUCAUUAACAUUGUAGCAAGGUGGCCUGGCUCCACGCACGAUUCGCGUAUUUUGGAUAACAGUAUGGUUUGUGCCCGUUUUGAAAAUGAUGAAUUUAACGGUCUGUUACUUGGAGAUUCCGGAUACCCUUGCAGGUCAUUUCUCAUGACUCCUUUCCGAAAUCCACAUGGUCACGCAGAAACCAGUUACAACACUGCACAGAAACGCACCCGUAGUGUUGUGGAACGCAUGUUUGGAGUUUGGAAACGCCGCUUUCCAUGCCUACGAACAGGCGUUCGUGUUAAACUGGACACAGCUAUGUUGAUCAUCACUGCAACAGCCGUGUUGCACAACAUUGCAGUCGACCUCGCCGAACCCGACUUCGACAGAGAUGCUCCGGAGCCAAUUGAUGAAGAACUCGCUAUUGAAGGGAAUGAUUUGCUGGGAAAUGCUGUGAGGCAAGCAAUCGUCCAGCAGUAUUUUCAAUAA
Lineus longissimus is the source of this 1062-nucleotide messenger RNA. RefSeq names its product putative nuclease HARBI1. Lineage: Eukaryota; Metazoa; Nemertea; Pilidiophora; Heteronemertea; Lineidae. The transcript has a single exon. The coding region runs from base 1 to 1062 and encodes 353 amino acids. The record is from RefSeq and is a predicted model, not a curated record.